Molecule: messenger RNA, 171 nt
Organism: Lindgomyces ingoldianus
Lineage: Eukaryota; Fungi; Ascomycota; Dothideomycetes; Pleosporales; Lindgomycetaceae
Exons: 2
Biological process (GO): protein phosphorylation
Molecular function (GO): ATP binding; protein kinase activity
Source: RefSeq, a predicted model, not a curated record
CCUGUGACAGAAGUGCAGGAAUUGACGGGUCAAGUACUGGAAAAGUUGUAUGAAAUGCAUAAGAAUGGAUUUGCACAUCGUAAUUUGAAGCCUGCGCUACCGGAUGUUUGGUGGGUAAAACUGGCCGACUUUGGCAUUAGUAAACGCGCAGCAGACGGAAAUGGCUCUUGA